Messenger RNA from Paramuricea clavata, 1071 nucleotides. Lineage: Eukaryota; Metazoa; Cnidaria; Anthozoa; Malacalcyonacea; Plexauridae. The record is from the annotation of a GenBank genome assembly.
AUGGAAGCGUUUGGUUCCAACCGAAGCCAGAAUACGAGUGCAAAUGACCUCACGACGGAUGACAAACAUGCAACAAUCUACGAAACUGUUUUUAUAAUCCUGUCGGUCCUAAUCGCGAUUAGCAACGCAACUGUACUACUAUUAUAUCAUAUAAAUCCUCGUAUACGUUCGACCAAGAAUUUACUUUUGGCCAGUUUAGCGUUAUCCGAUUUAUGUGCAGGUACAGUGGUUAUUCCUAUUACACUAAAAUGCUUUGAAGGACAUCAAUGGAACGUGUGCAUUGCGUCCUCAGUUCUGUUCCGAUUUAUUGCGUUCUCGAGCAUUCUCCAUAUCCUUGCGAUUAUUUUCGAGAAAUAUAUCAGCAUUCUACACCCUUUCUGCGACGUUCAAAAGAAACAUCUUCGCGUUGUAAGUGGCUGUAUUUGGUGCGGAUCUUGUGCGGUCGCUAUACUUCCACUGGUAUGGCUACACGACGGCGAGUCAGUGGAUACCGACUUCAUUAGAAAAGAACUCGUCUAUUUUACCGUGACAUUUGUUGCUUUCUUUGUUGCACCUUUUCUUCUUAUCGUGUUUGCUCAAGUUCGAAUGCUUAGAGCCAUUUCUCGUUCGUUUAGUUUUAUCGAUGAAAGCGCAACAUUGCCAGGAAGUCCUGUUGAAAGUUUCAGCCUCACAUCUACUCGUAGUCCAGUUAGAUCUCAGAGUGACUCAAUCAAGGAGUCAGAAUCGUCUAGAAUAUCACCCACACAUAAUCGUAAGGUUUUAAAAGCAUUCGCAUUGAUGUUAGGGUCGUUUACAGUUUGCCGGCUAACCUGGUACCUUGGAGUUUUUCUCGCGUACAUUGAUACUGAAAAUUUUCGUAAUUCAGUUUCAGUAGAUUUCAUGCAAAUGACUCAUCUUCUUGUCUUCAUGCCUUCGCUCAUUAAUCCAUUGUUAUAUACGUAUUAUAAACAAGACUUUCGUCAAGCUUUGCAAGCUCUUCUAAAGAUCUCGUUGAAAACGCUCUGUCAUUGAACUAUUUAGAAUUAACAAUAUCAUUUAACACAACUAAAAUAAAAAAUUGAACUGCCGUAC